AUGCAAAUCUCCAAGCUCGUUACCACUACUCUCGCUGCUUCCACUGCUGUCUCUGCCACUCCAGUUGCUAACAACUUGGCCAAGAGAGACGAUGCUGUCGAUGUUGUCUUGAAGGACGUCGAAGACCUUCUUGGAACAGUUGUCAAGGAUGUCACUGGUCUUUUGGCUGACGCUGGUCUUAACGUCACCUCUGUUCUUGAACCAAUCCUCCUGCCAUUGGGAUUGAAGAAGAGAGAGGAGGAGUUGGCUGCUUUGGAGAGAAGAGACCUCUCUACCAUUCUCAGCGACGUUGACGGUUUGGUUUCCGACAUCUUGAAGGGUGUUGGCAAGAUCAGCGCUGACUUGCUUGGCCUUUAA
Candidozyma duobushaemuli is the source of this 357-nucleotide messenger RNA. RefSeq lists its product as uncharacterized. The record is from RefSeq and is a predicted model, not a curated record. NCBI's taxonomy places the organism in Eukaryota, Fungi, Ascomycota, Pichiomycetes, Serinales, Metschnikowiaceae. The transcript has a single exon. Bases 1 to 357 code for a protein of 118 amino acids.